Molecule: messenger RNA, 5410 nt
Organism: Arvicola amphibius (Eurasian water vole)
Lineage: Eukaryota; Metazoa; Chordata; Mammalia; Rodentia; Cricetidae
Gene: Rbpj
Product: recombination signal binding protein for immunoglobulin kappa J region
Exons: 11
Coding region: 91-1554 (487 amino acids)
Biological process (GO): Notch signaling pathway; regulation of transcription by RNA polymerase II
Cellular component (GO): MAML1-RBP-Jkappa- ICN1 complex; nucleus
Molecular function (GO): RNA polymerase II cis-regulatory region sequence-specific DNA binding; DNA-binding transcription activator activity, RNA polymerase II-specific
Source: RefSeq, a predicted model, not a curated record
AGGCCGAGGGAAGGGGCGGGGGAGAGGAGCAGGGAAAGGCGGCGGGGGGAAUCUCGCGAGGGUUGGAGUUUUGGCGAGAGUUUGUGGAAGAUGGCGCCUGUUGUGACAGGGAAGUUUGGUGAGCGGCCUCCACCUAAGCGACUCACUAGAGAAGCUAUGCGAAAUUAUUUAAAAGAACGAGGGGAUCAAACAGUACUCAUUCUUCACGCAAAAGUUGCGCAGAAGUCGUAUGGAAAUGAAAAACGAUUUUUUUGUCCUCCUCCUUGUGUGUAUCUUAUGGGCAGUGGUUGGAAGAAAAAAAAAGAACAAAUGGAAAGAGAUGGUUGUUCGGAACAAGAGUCACAACCCUGUGCAUUUAUUGGAAUAGGAAAUAGUGACCAAGAAAUGCAGCAGCUGAAUUUGGAAGGGAAGAACUACUGCACAGCUAAAACAUUGUACAUAUCUGAUUCAGACAAGAGAAAGCAUUUCAUGUUGUCUGUAAAAAUGUUCUAUGGCAACAGUGAUGACAUUGGUGUGUUCCUCAGCAAGCGGAUAAAAGUCAUUUCCAAACCUUCCAAAAAGAAGCAGUCAUUGAAAAAUGCUGACUUGUGCAUUGCCUCAGGAACAAAGGUGGCUUUGUUUAAUCGGCUUAGAUCCCAGACAGUUAGUACCAGAUACCUGCAUGUAGAAGGAGGAAACUUCCAUGCUAGUUCACAACAGUGGGGAGCAUUUUAUAUUCAUCUCUUGGAUGACGAUGAAUCAGAAGGAGAGGAGUUCACAGUCCGAGAUGGUUACAUCCACUAUGGACAGACUGUCAAACUUGUGUGCUCAGUUACUGGCAUGGCACUCCCAAGAUUGAUAAUUAGAAAAGUUGAUAAGCAGACAGCAUUACUGGAUGCAGAUGACCCCGUAUCACAACUCCACAAAUGUGCAUUUUACCUUAAGGAUACUGAAAGAAUGUACUUGUGCCUUUCUCAAGAAAGAAUAAUCCAAUUUCAGGCCACUCCAUGUCCGAAAGAACCAAAUAAAGAAAUGAUAAAUGAUGGAGCUUCCUGGACAAUCAUUAGCACAGAUAAGGCAGAGUAUACAUUCUAUGAGGGAAUGGGCCCUGUCCUUGCCCCAGUCACUCCUGUGCCUGUCGUAGAAAGUCUUCAGUUGAAUGGCGGCGGGGACGUAGCAAUGCUUGAACUUACAGGACAGAAUUUUACUCCAAAUUUACGAGUAUGGUUUGGGGAUGUAGAAGCCGAAACAAUGUACAGAUGUGGAGAGAGCAUGCUCUGUGUGGUCCCAGACAUUUCUGCAUUCCGAGAAGGUUGGAGAUGGGUCCGGCAGCCAGUCCAGGUUCCAGUAACUUUGGUCCGUAAUGAUGGAAUCAUUUAUUCUACCAGCCUUACCUUUACCUACACACCAGAACCAGGGCCGAGGCCACACUGCAGCGCAGCAGGAGCGAUCCUCAGAGCCAACUCAAGCCAAGUGCCCACCAACGAGUCAAACACAAACAGCGAGGGAAGUUACACAAACGCCAGCACAAAUUCUACCAGUGUCACAUCGUCCACAGCAACCGUGGUGUCCUAACCACCGUCUUUUUGCUAGGACUUAAACUGACUUGAAUGUGGCAAAAAGUUGAAAAAACAAAAAAAGGAAAGAAAGAAGAAAGAAAGGCAAGGAUAAAAUGAACAAUCUUUUGUGGGUUCUUGGGAAAACUUUUCAUACCAGGUGAUCUAUUCAAAACCCCAUUACCUGCAAGUGCUGAUGUGAAACGCAGAAGCCACAGUAAAACGGAAACCAUCAAAAUGUACAAACUGUUGGAAAUCACGGUUUUCAGCUGUCUCUCUCUCACACACACCCCUUUUUGGUUGGUUUUUGAUUGGUUUUGAUUAAAUGGUCAAGAAAUAGAUAUGUGGCUGGAGUACAGGUUAAGCUAGAAGACACAAAUCUUAACGUAGUUUUUAUGGACCAAGGGACUUGCAUAAGCUUUAGUAAAAGGUACAUUUUCACCAUGCCUUUUUUAUAUCACAGUAUGUAGUACACCUUAUUACCAGUAGGUUGCACUCUCCACCCUUUUGAGCUUUGGCUCUAAAGUACAUUCAGGUUCAAGCCUGACCAUGCUUGUUCAAUCUGAGUACCGAACACUUCCAGGUUCUUUUGGUCUAAGGCUGGAACUUUUUUAAGCUGAAGUCUUAUGACUUUUUCAUAAGUUGGAAUUAUUUUGAUUUCAGCAAAUCAAAUUUUGUAAAGGCCUGCAUAUUUUUUUUAAGAUUAUAUGAAGUCUGUGCAAAAGCUUUAAAAAAUGCCUCUGCCUUGCCUGCAAUACAUGCAAUGUAUGUUAACUUAGUCUAUUCUCAGAUACUGUUGGUAGUUAUUUCUGUUUUCCUUUUUUUAAAAAAAAAUGUAUUUAUAGUGGUAAUCCAAGAGAUUCUAACAUUGACGUGGAGUUCAGUGUGACCAUUUAGUCAUUUCUGAGUUAAUGGCACAGAACAUCACCAUUUGAAGGGUUUGCGCCUCUUUGCCUGUUCAUCAGUUUAUCUGUGUUCCAGGGUUUGUUCAGGUUUCCUUCCUUUCCCAAAUCUUGUACAUAACUUGUAUUAUGUGUAAGUUAAACAUUUUAUCUUUAACUUGGAAUGUUCCCAGUGCUUACAUUUAACAGGGUGUUUCCCACCUUGUUGGCAAAUGACAAAAAAUAUCAUGAGAAUUAUUUGCUGCCAAGAUGGUGCCCUUAGGGUAAAAUGAGGAAAGUCUCUGCAAGAUGAUCUAUUGUACUUCAUUUUCCUUUUUUUAGCCUAGGCCAGAACUUCAUAAUUCUGAACAUAAGAUCAUAAAAUGGCUUUUAUUAGAUGAUAACUAAAUAAACUGAACUAAAUAAAAUAGCCAGAAGACAGUACCUUAGAAACAGAUAGUUGUAAGUUUAUAAAAAUACAAAUGUAACUUAUAUUUUCAUUUCCCAUUUUGCCCUUUGUUUAUUUUUCCCUAGUAGAAAUGUUCUGUCCAAUUUUUAUUCUUUUCUGUUAAACUUUGAUUGCAUUCAGGCUUGUGUGUCAGCCUCCUGUGCUAAUAUUGCCUGUUUUAUUUUGCUUCCAUUCCUGCUCUUUGGUGAUGCCUUGUUCAGUUUCUUGGGAAUUGCAGCAGACUCAUUGGGCUACAUUUAGUACAGGAACCACACAUGUGUGUUAAAGGACACAGUCUAGUGAUGCCAUUCUCUUUUGUAGAGUAAAAACUACCUCUAGAUUGUGGUAAGCUUUUACUGUCCCUUAAAACAGGAGCCACAAGUACCUUCUGAUGCAAACUGUAACUUCUCCAGCAUUUUUGGUGUCUUUCUGACUCCCUGGACUUCUGAAAGUUUUCAUGUAGACUUGUUAAGAAUCCUUUGUCAGAGCCUUGUUUCCAUCUCUGCUGCUUUGUUACCCACUGUUUCCUGAAGACUGCUACUGUAAAUGCCACUCUGAACAUCUUUAAGCUGCCUCCUCCUUGGUUUUUCAAGGGGAAGGCCAUCUGUAAAAUGUGCUGGUUAAAUCUGUGGCUGCGGCUCUCUGUUACUGCCAGCCUUCUUAAUCACCCCCAGGCUGUGCCCUGCUCACCAUUUCUCUUCAGAUCUGCUCCAGCCAGUGUCCUCCCUUCCUUAUACCUUCAUUCUGCCUCAGUGGUCAAGGGCAGAGCUCGCUGUGGCCUUACCUCUGCAGUAACUCUCUCAUCUUCCUCCAAGCACCACUCCUCGCUUGCGGUGGAAGCAGCACCUCAGGCUGUUCAGAGCUUGAGCGGUCUCCGUGCCGCUGUGCUGUCCCAGGUCACACAUCUCUCCUCCUGGAUUUGGGGUUUAGUUAAGAAAGCAUUAAGUUAACUGAGAGCAGAUGAGAUGCUUUUGAAGAACAAACUAUUCCUUACCCAGGUUUGUAGCUUACAGUAACUGUUCAAGUUCAUGGCUUUAUUAAAAUGAACUUUGACUUUUUUAAAUGUUUAUAUCUUAUUUCGGUUCUUUUGUUUUAUUUUGAUAAGAAUUGAAAUAACUAGACUAUAAGUCAUUUUCCGGUUUUCUUUUUUUACAAAGUCCAAGAAUGUAACAAUAAAGGCAUCUUUCCUAUGGUUCUAUGCCAGAGUCCUACCACAGAAUAGAGUGAACUGAUGUCUGUUUUACCAUGUUAUUGAUAGUUCUUUUGUCAGCUGCUUUCAUUAAAAGUCAUUUUUGUGGAUUUGUAAAUCAUUUUUAAUACAUGAUGUAUAGGAGUCUUGCCCCCCCCACCCCCAUUUACUCGGAAUGUUUCCUCCCAGAUGAUGCUGUUACAGAUGCUGGGUAUUUGCCCUCAUGAAGACGUCUUAGAAUGGGAUUUCUUCAGUUGCAGUGUUGGUUUGUGUUUCCAUUCUGUUUAGAAUGAGUCUGCACAGCUUCUCCAAACAUGCCUAGGUGCAGAACCUGAGACCCAGCAUAUCUUUUAGCUCCUUAAAUUUGUCAAGAGAUUGGGAGGUAGGCUAAAAACUGAAAGUAUGGGACAGGGGAUGCCCUUUAUAUGAUUGUAGAGCUGAGCACAGUGGGAUUUUGAGCGGACUGCUCUUAAACCAUCGCAGCUUCCUCGUGCUCAGCUGACUAGUGGGGUCAUCUGUCACUCUUGCUGCUGUCUUUUACCGUUCUGUACCUUUCUGUUUUGUGUGGUACUGGGGUCAAAUCCCAGGCCUCAAGCAUAGUUGCUAAGGCUUUUUUGUUUGUUUUUUCCAUGAGACAAGGAUCUCACCCAUGCCCCUCAGGGCAUUCUUGAACUUUCCUGCCUUAGUGUCUAGGUGCUGGGAUGCCAGGUAUGGCAGGAUGCCACCACUGCUUUUGUCUUGAGAGAAACUAACUGGUCUAUCUGUCCAACCACAAAGAAAUUCUAAUGUGAUUUUUAUUACCCCAACUAGUUAUUUAAUCAGAAAAUCUGUUGGCGGGGAUUCCUAUUUGAAAGAAAAUGCUAUUUGAUUAUUAACCAGGUGGACAUUGUUUUCCAAAGCAGCUGUGUUUCUGGUGAGUACUGAACAAAUGUGUGGUUUUCUGUGUCACUUUGGUUUUAUUUUUCAAGCACUGUAUCUUGGGAUGGAUGGUUAGAAACAAUAAUAUAUGAGGGUUUCUACUUAACCCAUUCAGGACUGAGCUGUGUCACCUGUUAAUUUCUCCCUGUGUUGUGAUGUUUGCCAGCGUUCAGUACUGUGUCAGUCCCGAUGUAGGUUUAUGUGAAAGCUCAGUUUUAGCUUAUUUCUUGUACCUUGCAGCAUGCUACACAUUCAGUCCUUAAGGGGUUUACUUUACAAACUGUGCGCCUGUAAGGGUUAUUAGCAAUAAGAUAGAAAAUUGAGCAAGUUUAUACCAUAAUUUUGUAGAAAAAGAAUCUGCUCAAUUCCAUAUUUCAUCCAUGAAAAAUCUGCAAUAGGGCAGUUUCUAGGAAUAAAUAAAAAGGAAAUGUAAACCGUU